This is a messenger RNA of Populus trichocarpa (black cottonwood), 2452 nucleotides long. RefSeq names its product pollen receptor-like kinase 2. Gene Ontology annotation, biological process: protein phosphorylation. The coding region runs from base 22 to 2130 and encodes 702 amino acids. Gene Ontology annotation, molecular function: protein kinase activity; protein binding; ATP binding. NCBI's taxonomy places the organism in Eukaryota, Viridiplantae, Streptophyta, Magnoliopsida, Malpighiales, Salicaceae. The transcript has 3 exons. The record is from RefSeq and is a predicted model, not a curated record.
CUCUCUCAUAUCUUUCUUUCUAUGCCAUCAAAACUUCUUCACCUUCCCAAGCUUCCUCUCCACCCCCUCCCACCCCAGCAUUAUAGUCCUCGAUCGAAGCCAUUCAUGUCUGCAAUGGGCGCGCAUGCCCCUUCACCAGUGCGCGUCCCACUACUCUAUAGCAUCGUGACUUCUAAUCAUAAAACCUCAUUUGUUCUUGUCUUUCUUCUUGUAUCCCUCCAUUUUGUUGCCUCUUUGGGACUGACGGACUCCGAAAUCCUCCUCAAGUUCAAAGGUUCUUUAACGAACGCAUCUGUGUUGUCGGACUGGAGUGAUAAGACCACGCCAUGCACGAAAAAUAAUGCAACAAAUUGGGUUGGUGUAAUUUGUGUUGAAGGGUCCCUUUGGGGGUUACAACUUGAGAAUAUGGGAUUGGCUGGCAAGAUUGAUGUGGAAAUUCUAAAAAGUUUGCCAGAUUUGAAAACAUUCAGCAUAAUGAACAAUAACUUCGAUGGUCCCAUGCCAGAGUUCAAGAAAAUGGUUACAUUGAGAUCGAUUUAUUUGUCUAACAACCAUUUCUCAGGGGUGAUUCCACCGGAUGCUUUUGAUGGCAUUUUGAAACUGAAGAAAGUGUAUUUGGCACAAAAUGAGUUUACAGGUGCCAUUCCUUCCUCAUUGGUAGCCUUGCCUAAGCUUUUGGUUUUGAGGCUUGAAGGAAACCAAUUCACUGGGAAGCUACCAGAUUUUACACACAAUCUCCAAUCAUUCAGUGUGUCAAAUAAUGCUUUGGAGGGGCCAAUCCCUACAGGCCUCAGUAAGAUGGAUUUGAGCUCCUUUUCAGGAAAUAAAGGUCUGUGUGGACCACCAUUAAAUGAAUGUAAUACCACAGACAACGAUGGCCAUGACUCUGACUCCAAGAAAACCCCAGUGCUACUGAUCGUGAUCCUUGCUGCAGCUGUGGGAUUACUAAUAGGUGCCAUCGUUGCAGCUUUCUUAUUCCUUCGUCGUCGUCAAAGACAAGCAUCAGGCUCUAUAGAAGCACCUCCACCACCAAUACCAUCAAACCUCAAAAAGAAAACUGGUUUCAAGGAAGAAAACCAAAGCCCAUCAAGCUCACCGGACCACUCGGUAGGGAGCAGGAAGGGUGAAGGUCCAAAGCUGUCCUUUGUGAGGGAUGAUAGAGAAAAGUUUGAUUUGCCAGACUUGUUAAAGGCCUCGGCUGAGAUAUUAGGAAGUGGUUGCUUUGGGUCCUCAUACAAAGCAGCACUUAGCUCUGGGACAAUGAUGGUGGUUAAGAGGUUUAAGCAGAUGAAUAAUGUAGGGAAAGAAGAGUUUCAAGAGCAUAUGAGGAGGCUAGGGAGAUUGAAGCACUCUAACUUACUUCCUCUUGUGGCGUACUAUUAUAGGAAGGAAGAGAAGCUCUUGAUUACCGACUUUGUUGAGAAAGGCAGCCUAGCUGCUCAUCUUCAUGGUCAUCAAGCUCUAGGUCAACCAAGCCUUGGUUGGCCAAGCAGAUUGAAGAUUGUUAAAGGAGUAGCCAGGGGUCUUGCAUACCUCUACAAAGACCUUCCCAACAUCAUUGCUGCCCACGGCCACCUCAAAUCCUCCAACGUUCUUCUCACUCAAUCCAACGAGCCAAUGCUUACUGAUUAUGGACUAGUUCCCGUUAUCAACCAAGAGAAUGCUCAAGAACUCAUGGUAGCCUACAAGUCCCCUGAAUACUUGCAUCAUGGCCGGAUUACCAAGAAGACAGAUGUCUGGAGUCUUGGGAUAUUGAUAGUUGAGAUCUUAACAGGAAAGUUGCCAGCAAACUUCGUGCCACAAGGCAAAGGAAGUGAGCAGCAAGAUUUGGCAAGUUGGGUCAAUUCUGUUCCUUAUGAAGAGUGGAUUAAUGUGGUGCUCGAUAAGGAUAUGACUAACGUGUCAACAAAACCCAAUGGUGGUGGUGAAAGUGAGGUGAUGAAGCUAUUGAAGAUUGGUUUGAGUUGUUGCGAAGCCGACGUGGAGAAGAGGUUAGACUUGAAGGAAGCUGUUGAGAGGAUUGAAGAAAUAAAAGAGAAAGAUAGUGAUGAUGAUUUUUUCUCCUCAUAUGCCAGUGAAGGGGAUAUGAAAUCUUCAAGAGGGAAGUCUGAUGAAUUCACAUUCUCUUAAACAUCUCGAGUAUGGUUGAGUUAAAAAUUGGAUCUCUAAUCUAUUAGAGUGGGGGAGGGGGGAGAUAAAUAAGAUUUUCUGCAUUUGAAUGAAGAGCCAUGGGGAUGAUAAUGCAUAAGAAAAUGAAGAAGAAGAGGGAAAAAAGAAGGAAAUAGUCUUUGCUCUUGCAUGCUUACCUCUCUAUAUAACUACCAUGAAAACAAAUAAUACACUACUAAAAUUCUUAUAUUAAGAGAUUGUACUGCUAUGGUAGUGUGGAAAAUUUGGUGUAUGGAUUAUUUUUACAACAUCCAUGAAAUAGACAGUCCAAAAUUCAUUGAAA